AACGACGAGGCAGACGUGGCCUCAUUGGACUCGAGUGGUUGACACCGGGCCUCUCUGCUUGUUCGUCGUAGAUCAUCAUCAUCAUCUUCACCGUCGCCGCCUCAUCCGACCACGAAAGCAAACAUGUCUUCGCAGCUGCUGACGGUCGCGUCCAAGUUCUACGACGAGUACAGGUCGACGACUCCGAGCAAGCUGAAGCUGGUGGAUUCCUACCUGGCCUACGUGCUCGUCACGGGGCUGGCGCAGUUCGCCUACUGCUGCCUCGUCGGCACCUUCCCCUUCAACUCAUUCCUCUCGGGAUUCAUCUCCUGCGUGGGCUCCUUCAUUCUUGCAGUGUGCUUGCGGAUCCAGGUUAACCCUCGCAACAAGGAAGACUUCGUUAACAUCUCCCCCGAGAGAGCCUUUGCAGAUUUCCUUUUUGCCCACAUCAUUCUUCACAUAGUGGUCGUCAACUUCAUAGGCUGAGAGAUCCAUCAGCAUGCUCGGAGGUGUGCUGGUGCAAAACCCAUGAAAAUGUCCAUUGGAAAAGACAGUUAUGUCAGCGAAAAUCUAUCACAAAUUAAUUAGGCUCAACAAAUGUAAAGUCACAUUUUGUACACUAACAUUUCCAAAAUAAAAAUUGAGUUUGUGACAACUA
Molecule: messenger RNA, 637 nt
Organism: Lethenteron reissneri (Far Eastern brook lamprey)
Lineage: Eukaryota; Metazoa; Chordata; Hyperoartia; Petromyzontiformes; Petromyzontidae
Gene: DAD1
Product: defender against cell death 1
Biological process (GO): protein N-linked glycosylation
Cellular component (GO): membrane; oligosaccharyltransferase complex
Source: RefSeq, a predicted model, not a curated record